This is a messenger RNA of Gekko japonicus, 2017 nucleotides long. RefSeq names its product inhibitor of growth family member 3 (gene ING3). Gene Ontology annotation, biological process: regulation of DNA-templated transcription. Bases 147 to 1400 code for a protein of 417 amino acids. The record is from RefSeq and is a predicted model, not a curated record. The transcript has 12 exons. Gene Ontology annotation, cellular component: NuA4 histone acetyltransferase complex. Lineage: Eukaryota; Metazoa; Chordata; Lepidosauria; Squamata; Gekkonidae.
AGCUGCUGGUGUUGUUGGCGGUGCCGGCGCCAUAUUGGAAGGGACGAGGCGGUGUUUUUUUUUCGAAACCACCCAACCCCCCCUCCCUUCUCCUCGAUCGUUGUAAGGACAACGGAGCCCCGCCGAGCGCGGGCCUCGCCGUCGCCAUGCUGUACCUGGAGGACUACCUCGAGAUGAUCGAACAACUUCCCAUGGAUCUCCGCGACAGGUUUACCGAGAUGCGCGAGAUGGACCUGCAGGUGCAGAAUGCAAUGGAUCAACUGGAGCAAAGAGUAAAUGAAUUUUUUAUGAAUGCAAAGAAAAACAAACCAGAAUGGAGAGAAGAACAAAUGACUUCAAUUAAAAAGGAUUAUUACAAAGCCCUGGAAGAUGCUGAUGAAAAAGUACAGUUGGCCAAUCAAAUUUAUGAUUUAGUAGAUCGUCAUUUAAGAAAAUUGGACCAGGAAUUAGCUAAAUUUAAAAUGGAACUUGAGGCAGAUAAUGCUGGGAUUACAGAAAUACUGGAAAGACGUUCUUUGGAACUGGAUACACCAUCACAACCACUGAAUAAUCAUCAUGCUCAUUCACACACUUCGGUAGAAAAAAGGAAGCAUAAUCCCUCAUCCCACCAUGCAACAGCAGACCACGUUCCUGAAAAGAAGUUUAAGUCUGAAGCCCUUCUAUCAACUCUCACUUCAGAUGCCUCCAAAGAAAAUGCAACAGGGUGUCGAAACAGUAAUUCAUCAUCCUCAUCCAACAGUGCAUAUAAUGCAAAUUCUUCUCAGCCAUUGGCAUCGUAUAACCUGGGCUCAUUAUCUUCAGGAGCUGGAGCUGGUGCUAUUACCAUGGCAGCAGCUCAGGCAGUGCAAGCUACGGCACAGAUGAAGGAAGGAAGGAGAACGUCUAGCCUAAAAGCAAGUUAUGAAGCCUUUAAGAACAACGACUUCCAACUUGGAAGAGAAUUUUCAUUAUCCAGAGACACAGCUGGCUAUUCGUCAUCUGCUUUGGCCUCUACAUUAUCACAGACAUUGAGUUCUUCAACUACAGAUUCUCGAAGUGGUCGAAAAAGCAAAAGCAAUAACAAAUCUUCAAGUCAGCAGUCCUCAUCAUCUUCCUCGUCUUCCUCUUUGUCGUCAUGUUCCUCAUCUUCUGCUCUAGCACAGGAACUUUCUCAGCAAACAGCAGUAAUACCCGAGUCCGAUACUAAUAACCAGGUUGAUUGGACGUACGAUCCUAAUGAGCCACGCUACUGCAUUUGUAAUCAGGUUUCCUAUGGUGAAAUGGUGGGCUGUGAUAAUCAAGAUUGUCCUAUUGAGUGGUUCCAUUAUGGCUGUGUUGGACUGACAGAGGCACCCAAGGGGAAAUGGUACUGUCCACAAUGUACAGCUGCGAUGAAGAGGAGAGGCAAUAGGCAUAAAUAAAUGUCCUGCCACGUCAGUGGAAAAUAUUGUGCUACUGGGGUCGGGGUUGGGGGGUGGGGUUGGAACACUUCUUUGCAAACGGUCAAAGAAGGAUCAAUUUAGCUGUCAUAAAAUGUUGACUUAAUUUUGCUAGUUGUGUUUUAAUAUUGUAUCUAAAUUAUUUAUGCACUACUGUUGUGCUAUAAAUACUUUUCCAGUUAGCCACGGAUUGUUCCAGUGGCAAACAUAUGCAGACAUUUGUACUCUCCAGCCAUUUUCUCUAAGCAGUGGGCAUUCUACAAACAUUCAGUCUUCAAACAAAUUCCAGCCAACGAAGGUUUUGAAGGAUUUUAUAAUUUAGCUGGCAUUCUGCUGCAUGUUCUGUACACAAAAACUGUGAUGUGAUAUUUUGUGUAUAUACGGUGGUGCAGAAAGUCAGAAUGUUAAGAGAAGGGAUUUUUCCAAAUGCCUUUAUAGCUUUGUUUCUUGUUGAAACUUAAAUUCAGCAGGCUGAAGAAAAUGGUUCUUGUAUACACUGGGCUGGUGUCCUUUAGAGUACUUAUUACAGAACAAACAAAAAACAGACUCCUGUACACUUUAAACAAAAAAACAAAACCCACUAGUGUUUAUAUGUUUUG